Podospora pseudopauciseta is the source of this 234-nucleotide messenger RNA. RefSeq lists its product as uncharacterized. The coding region runs from base 1 to 234 and encodes 77 amino acids. NCBI's taxonomy places the organism in Eukaryota, Fungi, Ascomycota, Sordariomycetes, Sordariales, Podosporaceae. The transcript has 3 exons. The record is from RefSeq and is a predicted model, not a curated record.
AUGUUUAUAACCGGGGCCCUUUAUUCAACGUGUAAACUCAACUACCGGCCGUCUACCCACGCAUCAGAUCUUAGGCCAAACACGGUGCAGAUGGACAACAGGGCCCCCAAGUUUGGAUCCAAGCACAACCCACCAUCGGGAGACCAACCCACCGGAGCUCGAAUCCAGCAUUUGAUCAAGACCAAAUCGCCAGCAACCGGCUCACGCAGAGCCGUCGCAAAUGUGCUGGUGUAG